ACAUUUCCAACUGGGCUGAGUAAGAAGGAGAAGAACUAUGGCUAACAGUGUGUUCUGGGCCAUUGCCGUAGCCCUGGUUCUGGGGGCUGAAGCCUACAUGCCACUUGAUUAUCGAUGUGGUGUAAAGCCAAAGUCAAGAGACAAUUGUGGUCCCCCCGGCAUAAGUCCAGAUGAAUGUGUAAAGAAAGGAUGCUGCUUUGAUGACAGUGAUCCAGACAGUAUUUGGUGUUACACUCCAUGGAAAUUUGAAGACACCAUAUGCAACCCAGCGGAACCAAAGGCCAGAGUAAACUGUGGCUACCCCGGAAUUACUUCUCAGGAUUGUGACAAGAAAGGAUGUUGCUUCAAUGACACCAUUCCUAAUGUUGUGUGGUGUUAUCAGCCUAUCAUAGAAGCAGUGGAACGUGACUGCUCUGCAGUAGAACCCAAGAAAAGAGUAAACUGUGGACCACCAGGAGUGAGCCCAGAUGAAUGUAUAAAGAAUGGCUGCUGCUUUAAUUCUGAUGUGGGUGGUGUACCAUGGUGCUUCAAGCCAGAAAUUAAGAAAGAGCUUCUGCAAUGUGCUGUCCUACCAAAAGCAAGGAUAAACUGUGGCUACCCCGAUAUCACAAUGGACCAAUGCUACAAGAAAGGAUGCUGCUAUGAUUCAAGCGAGUCCGACUCAAUCUGGUGCUUCUAUCCAGAUAUUGAAGAUGUUACUAUCAUUGAAUAAACAUCCACAACUUAUCAUAUGACAGCUCGGUAGUAGAAACUCUUCACCACAACUUCCAAUCACCACAGUUUGUUUAAGUCCGGAAGAGUUCUCAUAGACAACUGUGCCCAUGAAAGACAAUAAAUAUUACUUUGAAAACUGC
Molecule: messenger RNA, 854 nt
Organism: Xenopus laevis (African clawed frog)
Lineage: Eukaryota; Metazoa; Chordata; Amphibia; Anura; Pipidae
Gene: tff3.8.S
Product: trefoil factor 3 gene 8 S homeolog
Exons: 6
Coding region: 38-712 (224 amino acids)
Biological process (GO): maintenance of gastrointestinal epithelium
Cellular component (GO): extracellular region
Source: RefSeq, marked provisional